AUGAAGCCGUUUGUUAAAAGAGUUGUUUUCCAGGCAUCCCGGGUGACCCUCGUCGUUGUAACAGUCUCCCUGGCUGUUCAGACGUACUUGGCAGGGUGGAAAAAGCCGCAGCCCGUGGGCAUCGAUUCUCGACCAAUCUUUGACGAGCCCUCAUCUCCUCAAACUCUCUGGGAUUCAAUUCAGCAAAAUGCGAACUUGACCAAGUUCGCCAAGUUGGUGGGGGAAUUCGAUGACAUUGUCGGUGGUCUCCGAGCACCCAGGGCCCAACUCACGGUCUAUGCGCCUACCAAUGAAGCCUUCGAUCUAGAAGAAUUCCCUUAUGAUCUCCCGUGGUUCUAUUGGAAAUUCCUAGUUGGAUACCACAUGGGAAAAGGGGGUGUUUCCGCAGAGGCAUUACACAGCCAAAACACAGUCUGUUCCUUUGUCAACGCCGAUAUUUUCUUCAAAAACCAGCAACGCAUCAGCGUUCAAAACAAUGUCGACGGCAUAUCUUUCAACUUCAAUGCAAAAUUGCUUGCAUCGCAACCAGCUAUAAAUGGUCAUCUUCAUGUCGUCGAUCGACUGCUGAUGCUGCCAGACUCAACUGCUGACGUUCUGCGGUACACCGCGACAUUCGGGACCUUCCGCCAGGGACUCAUUGAUACCGGCUUAGCAGAAGUGAUCAACGACACAUCAACACAUACUGCACAGACGGUGUUCGCGCCUUCAGAUGCCGCAUUUCGCAAACUAGGCCGAAAGGUCAAUGCCUUUCUCUUCGGCCCGGGCGGGCGCGCAUAUUUGAAAGCUUUGCUCGCGUACCACGUUGUGUCGAAUGAGACUUUGUUCUCUGAUGUUCAUUUCCCCACGAAGAAUGGAGAGCAUAUUGUCCUUGACCUCAAGUCUGCCUCCAAUCAAGUGUCUCUCCCUACUCUGGCGCGUGGACAUGAGGUUUCUGUCCGCUCUGUUCGACAUUCAAGUAAGGACCGACGGUCACUUUCGAUCAAUGAUGAAUGGGAGGUCAUCCGGCCGGAUAUUGUGGUCAUGGACGGUGUGAUCCAUGAGAUAGAUGGAGUGAUACUGCCCCCGAUUAUCAAUGGAGAGGACCAGCUGGACAAGCAGCAUGAUAAUUGGUGGUCUGUGGUAUCUCGUUCUUUGAAUAUUAGGGGAGGAAUUACAGUGGAGGAACUUAUGGAACGGCUUCAGCCGCUGAUUGAAAAUGGGGAAUAA
Molecule: messenger RNA, 1206 nt
Organism: Penicillium salamii
Lineage: Eukaryota; Fungi; Ascomycota; Eurotiomycetes; Eurotiales; Aspergillaceae
Source: the annotation of a GenBank genome assembly